AUGGCUGAAGCUGGUAUUUCCACAGAUCAGGAUCAGUUCAGCUGUCCAUUGUGUCUGGAUAUCCUGAAGGAUCCAGUGACUACUCCCUGUGGCCACAAUUUCUGUAAGGUGUGUAUUAAUGGCCACUGGGAUAAAGAAGAUCAGAGGAGUGUGUACAGCUGCCCACAGUGUAAAGAGACGUUCAGUCCAAGGCCUUCUUUACGCAGGAACAACAUGCUGGCUGAGGUGGUGGAGGAACUGAAGAAGACUGAAAUGUCUGUGAAAUGUGAUUCCUGCAUUGGAAGAAAACGCAAAGCUGUUAAUUCCUGUCUGGUUUGCUUGGCUUCUUAUUGUGAAGAUCAUCUUCAACCUCACUAUCAGUCUCCUGCCUUUAAGAAGCACAAGUUAGUUAAAGCCUGUGCAGAGCUCCAAAGGAAAAUGUGCUCUGAACAUGACAAACUGAAGGAGAUCUACUGUCGUACUGACCAAAGUUUCAUCUGUUACUUGUGUACGAUGGAUAAACACAAAGGUCAUGAUACUGUUUCAGCUAAAACAGAAAGAACUGAAAAACAGAAUGAGCUAAAGGGGGAGCAGAUGAAAUCCCAGCAGAGGAUCCAGGAGAAGCAGAAGAAGGUGCAGGAGCUGAAACAGACUGUGGACAUUAUUAAGAUGCGUUCACAGGCAGCAGUAGAUGACAGUGAGAAGAUCUUCACCGAGCUGAUAAGCUCCAUAGAGAAAAAGAGCUCUGAGGCGACAGAGCUGAUCAGAAGUCUGGAGAAAGCUGAACUGAGACGAGCUGAACGACUCCUGAAUCAACUGGAGCAGGAGAUUGCUGAUCUUAAGAGGAGAGUCACUGAGCUGGAGGAGCUUUCACACACACACGAUCACAUCCACUUCCUCCAGAGUUUCCCGUCUCUCUGUGUCUCUCCUGGAUGUGAAGACUCACCCAGCUUCACUGUCAAUCAACAUCUUUCAUUUAAUGGAGUGAGGAAAUCUCUCUCAGAUCUGAAAAAACGAGUCAAUGAAAUCUGUGAGGAGGAAUUCAACAAAAUCCAUCCACAAGCUGCAGCAGCUCAGAAAAUUUUACCCUUAGAAACAAAGAUCAACAAACACAAUCUGCAAUAUUUGAAAAAACGAGUUGAGGAAGUCUUAUUACCGAAGAUCCAUCCACAAGAACCAAAGAGCAGAGAAGAUUUCCUGCAGUAUUUCCGUUAUCUGACUCUGGAUCCAAACACAACACAUCCUGAACUCAUCCUGUCUGAGAAGAACAGAGUGGUGACACGCAGAAUGACAGAGCAGAGAUACUCUCAUCAUCCAGAGAGAUUUGACUCCUGGAUUCAGGUGUUGUGUAAGGAGAGUGUGUGUGGACGCUGUUACUGGGAGGUGGAGAGGAGCGGUGAUGUGAACAUUUCAGUCUCAUAUAAAGAGAUCAGCAGGAAAAGAGAUGGUUCUGAGUGUCUGUUUGGACUCAACAGUCAGUCCUGGAGUCUGGAAUGUUUUUAUUCCUCUGUCUCUUUCCGGCACAACAACAUUAAGACUGAGCUCCGAGGUCCAGCAUCCUCCAGAAUAGGAGUGUAUGUGGAUCACAGUGCAGGAACUCUGUCCUUCUACAGCGUCUCUGACACGAUGAGGCUCCUCCACAGAGUCCACACCACAUUCACUCAGCCUCUGUACGCUGGGUUCUGUAUACGGAGUUAUGAUUUACCAGUUUCUUUGUGUGAUCGAAAAUAAAAUGUUUGUAAAUGUGUUUUAAUGAAAUUUACAAUGAAAAUGAAAUCUACAGGAUACAGCUACAGUGGCAUUGCUGUCUAGAAACUUUAACACUAAACAAUUAUAAAUAGAUUUCUAUUCACAAAUAAGUUACGUAAAUAAUCUUUUAUCACAGAAAGUAGAAUGUUUGUAGAACAAAGAAAUGUCAUUAAACCGACUCCUUUUACAAGAUUUAUUGUAUCAUAUAGUGAUAUGAAAAAUGUACUACGAUUUGUUGCUCAAUAACACAAAUGUUUCUGUUUAAACUAUUACAUUUUUCAGAAUUAUACAAGAAUUAUUAUGUGAAAUAAAUUUUGAAGGUGACAGAAAGAUUUGU
Hemibagrus wyckioides is the source of this 2065-nucleotide messenger RNA. Its product is annotated as E3 ubiquitin/ISG15 ligase TRIM25-like. Bases 1 to 1710 code for a protein of 569 amino acids. Gene Ontology annotation, molecular function: zinc ion binding; protein binding. The transcript has 8 exons. The record is from RefSeq and is a predicted model, not a curated record. NCBI's taxonomy places the organism in Eukaryota, Metazoa, Chordata, Actinopteri, Siluriformes, Bagridae.